ACAACAGAGGGAGCUACUGUCAAAAUCAUGCUGUUUCCCCGUUUCACGUUAUUUUUCUUCUCCAUGGUUUCUGCUUACAAACCUGUUGUUUUGGUACAUGGGGUUUUUGGCACCGCCGACGGAGAAUUCAGUCAGACCUUUGAUAAAUGGAUACCUGAUGAACAUAGUGGUACUAUUGUGUAUCCGAUACGUCUGUACGAGAAGUUUUGUAGCCUCACUCCCAUGUGGAUCCAAAUCGCUAAAAUACGACGGAAGGUAGCAGACAUUAUGGUGAACCAUUCCGAUGGCAUCCAUUUUGUGUGCUUUUCGCAAGGUGGAUUACUUUGCCGUGGUGUGUUGUCUUCAAUGAACCAUAACGUGGACACUUUCAUCUCUCUUUCCUCACCACAGGCGGGACAAUAUGGAAUUCCAGAUCCAUGGAAGAAAUAUAUCGAUUCUCUGAAACAAAAAGCCUACAGGCUUCUGUACUCGAAAUUCUUCCAAGGAAAACUGUCCAUUGCAAAUUACUGGAAUGACCCCCACCAUCAGGAUCUUUUCCGGAAAUAUUCCGUGUUUCUAGCACCUCUAGACGGUACGACACCAACAGCUAACUUAACAGAAUACAGAAGAAAUUUUCUGAAACUUCGGAAAUUAGUUUUGAUUGGCGGGCCAAAGGAUGACGUCAUCAGACCUUGGCAAUCCAGUCACUUUGGUUUUUAUGACGACAAAGAAAGUGUAGUAGAAAUGAAAAAGCAGCAGUUCUUUAUGAAAGACGAUUUUGGAUUGAAAACACUUUACACGAAGGGAAGGGUUACGACCUUCACUUUCCCAGGAAUUCGUCACUCACAAUGGUACACCAAUCGAACAGUAUUCAACAAGGCAAUACUGCCAUUCUUAACAUAGGAUAAGGAUCAUAUGCACCAAGAGAGUCAGUGGACAUAUAACGAAAAUAUUUCUUUCAUCCCAAAAAUAAAACAAGCAAACAAAAACCACCACCACCCUCAAAAUACAGCUUAUUGUUUAGUUUACUAAUUGAAAACUUUUACCGUUGGGUUUUCUUUCCAGUACUCACUCUAAGAAUGCAGUGUGUGAUAUUUUAUAAAGUGAUAUGCGAUAUAUUGAAUGUUUUAAGAA
Molecule: messenger RNA, 1113 nt
Organism: Saccostrea echinata
Lineage: Eukaryota; Metazoa; Mollusca; Bivalvia; Ostreida; Ostreidae
Product: lysosomal thioesterase PPT2-B-like
Exons: 9
Coding region: 28-882 (284 amino acids)
Cellular component (GO): lysosome
Molecular function (GO): palmitoyl hydrolase activity; thiolester hydrolase activity
Source: RefSeq, a predicted model, not a curated record